AUGCCACAAGGCCUUUCAGUUGCGGCUCGAACACUGGAGAAGCCAUCGCCAUCUAGAGCGCUUGCAACAGAUGUAUUGCCAGGAGCACCAAGCGCAAGAAUUCAAGUUCCCGAGGAAGGGACAAACCAUGAUUAUGAGUUAUUCUGUCGCGUUAGUCUAGGCGACCAGUUCAAUGAUGAGAGGUACAUUGCUUUGCGGAAGCUAGGGUACGGCCAAUAUUCUACAGUUUGGCUGGCGCGUGACUUGAAGACGCAAACGCACGUGGCGGUAAAAUUUCUUAGAUCAGAUUGUUAUGAUGGCAAUCAUGACACCUACGAACUCGAGAUGCUGCAGCAUAUCCGGCAGAAAUCGCAUCUAUCUACUAAUCCUGGACGGAAUCAUGCCAUUCAACUCCUCGAUCACUUUCACCACGAAGGAGCAAAUGGAAAUCAUGUCUGCCUUGUGUUCCCCGUUCUGGGACAUCAUUUAGGACUUCAAGCCGGAAAGUUCGAGCAACAGCGUAUACCAGUAGCGGUGAUGAAAGAAGUAGCUCGGCACUGCUCCAAGGGCUCGAUUUCUUGCACCGAGAAUGCGGCAUUAUACACACAGGCUAUCAUUUCAAGCUACUUGGAGCAGACAUCAGCACGGAUAUCUCAGCGACAGAGUACAAGGCUUGGAGAUAUCGACAAGGGCAGCGAGGAGGCUCCAAUGCCGAUGCCAUUGAGUGAAGUUAUCACCACGCCAUUGAUCUCCGAAAUGGAUGAGAUUCGUGUGAGGAUUAUCGAUUUUGGAGUCUCGUCUUGGGUAAAUCAGCAUCUAUCUGACCGAAUCCAGUCACCUCAUCUUAGGGCGCCAGAAGUGAUGCUAGGCGCUCCGUGGGGCACGGGUGUGGAUAUCUGGAGUUUAGGGAGUCUCAUGAUCGAGUUUGUCAAAGGACAUCUCCCAUUUCCUGGAACCGCAUCCCAGAAUGGGACGUGGACAGCAGAGGACGACCGACUCGCACAACUCAUAGAAGUUUUUGGACCGUUUCCCGAAGCUCUCCUUAAAAGAGGUGUCAGAUCUCGCGAGUUUUUUGACGAUGAAGGGAAUCUGCUUCGCAUUCUAAAGCUUUCGCCCGCGUCUCUUCUCUCAUCUCAUUAA
This is a messenger RNA of Venustampulla echinocandica, 1119 nucleotides long. RefSeq lists its product as uncharacterized. The coding region runs from base 1 to 1119 and encodes 372 amino acids. Gene Ontology annotation, biological process: spliceosomal complex assembly; regulation of mRNA processing; protein phosphorylation. The record is from RefSeq and is a predicted model, not a curated record. Gene Ontology annotation, molecular function: protein kinase activity; ATP binding. Lineage: Eukaryota; Fungi; Ascomycota; Leotiomycetes; Helotiales; Pleuroascaceae. The transcript has 6 exons.